Messenger RNA from Laccaria bicolor S238N-H82, 1239 nucleotides. RefSeq lists its product as uncharacterized. The record is from RefSeq and is a predicted model, not a curated record. The transcript has 7 exons. Gene Ontology annotation, cellular component: eukaryotic translation initiation factor 3 complex; cytoplasm. Gene Ontology annotation, molecular function: translation initiation factor activity. Gene Ontology annotation, biological process: cytoplasmic translational initiation. Lineage: Eukaryota; Fungi; Basidiomycota; Agaricomycetes; Agaricales; Hydnangiaceae. Bases 1 to 1239 code for a protein of 412 amino acids.
AUGGUUACUUCCACAGAUUCCAUAUCAAUAUUUGCCGAAGGAACAUACGAAGAGCAGAUUUUAGAAUUGUCCACUUAUCUCGUCAGAAAUCGACCAGAGGAAGAACGACUCGCUUUCACAUCUCCACUACGAGACGCUUUCAGAUCGAAAGAGGGAAAUAGUCUUAUAGAAGUGGAUGAAGCUAGGCGGAAACUUAUCUUUUCAAAAGUUUUCGAUGAGGUGAAGGGCUUAGGCGAUGGCAAUGAGAAAGAGGUCGAGGGCUUCUUCAACCUUCUCUACGCGCAUCUCUUCGCGCUCUACCCGGCUGACUCGUCGGAAGCGAAGGCUUACUUGACAACUCUCCUUCAAACACUCUCAUCAUCCCCAUCCGACCGUCUGUCGAUCAAAUACCGAAUACUUGCUAACCUCUUCAAUUCAAUUCCUCGCAACUCCCCCCUUCGACUCGCCGUGUACAACACUCUUUUGGCACUCGCGACGUCCAAUGACGACCUCGAGAUUCUCAAGCUAUCAAGAGCCGAUGUAGAAAAGUGGUUGUCCGAAUGGAACAUUUCGCAAGAUGAAAAGUCAACCUUCCUCAAGAGUAUCGUGGAUGCAUACGCAAAAGCAGGCGAACUGACCACUUCAUACGAGUAUUCCCUGGUAUAUAUCCGCACUCUCCCAUCCACCUCUUCAGCAUCUCGAGAAGCCGUGAUCAACGCUAUCGUUGCGGCACUUCGGUUACCCAACAUUUUCGACUUCGACCCUCUCUUCAAACUAGACGCUGUUGUCAACGCAAAAGACCACGAGCUCUUUUCUUUGCUUCAAAUCUUCCUCAAUGACGGCUUGGUGGAGUUCAAGACAUGGGAACAAAGCCAUCAAGGGCUACUGGAGAAAUACAAUCUUGAGAGCGCGCAACUUGAACGGAAAAUCCGUCUUCUGACUUUAGCGUCUUUGGGCUGCCAAUACAUCGGGAACAAUCUCCCCUACUCAAAAAUCGCAGAGUCACUGCAAGUCGAUUUAUCGGAGGUUGAGAAAUGGGUGAUUGAUGUUAUUCGUGCAGGUCUUGUGUGGGGCAAACUCUCUCAAACUGCACAAAGCCUACACAUCAGCCGCGCGACAUCGCGGACGUUCGAGCGCAAGCAAUGGGAGGUUUUGGAGAAGCGGUUAGUCGCGUGGAAGUCUGGACUUGCUGGGAUCUUGGAGGUCGUUUCCAGCGCGAAGAGGCUGGCCGGCCAUGCACCCGCCCAUUCAGCAGCUUAA